Molecule: messenger RNA, 318 nt
Organism: Mesorhabditis spiculigera
Lineage: Eukaryota; Metazoa; Nematoda; Chromadorea; Rhabditida; Rhabditidae
Source: the annotation of a GenBank genome assembly
AUGCCAAAGGUUCCGGUGAUGUUGCGCGUGGAAGCGCGGCGGACCGCGCGCGAAGGGACACCGCCAGAUAGAUACCGAACAUGCUGCGACUGUUGUCAUGUAAAGCUGGGCACCGUUACAUUAGGCUUUAUUGAGGUUUUUCUGGCCGGUCUGAUUUUGGUCAGCAUCGUCCAGCAGGUCAUAUGGAAAAGCCAGGACUCUGGGCAAUGCUAUAAAAAUUUUCUCCGUGAUUGCUUGAUCUUCAAAUACCGUCACUUCAACAUCACUCUUGUUUUCGACUAUAUCAUUGCGCUGAUGAUGAUUUUUAUUAUUUUGUCG